This is a messenger RNA of Coregonus sp. 'balchen', 708 nucleotides long. The record is from the annotation of a GenBank genome assembly. Lineage: Eukaryota; Metazoa; Chordata; Actinopteri; Salmoniformes; Salmonidae.
AUGGCAAGAGAAACAUUUGGUCGUAUUCAAGGCGGAGUACACAAUACUGGUCGCCUCUGUUCUGUGGUUCUUGGAGAUUGGAAUAAACAUAUGGGUCAUACAAAAAGUAGCAUGUAAGUACUAGUAGCAUGCUAGCAGUUUAGCCAGUUAGAUUGACCCUGCAUUGCAAUUAACAUAGCUCGCUAGCUAACAGCUAGUUUGCCAUCAAGCCUCUGUAGUGCCACCUGUCGAAGUGAAUUUACAGCCACAGCGUGAUUACGUUCCCUUCCUUGUGAUGAUGUUGCCUAGUAUGAAUGAAAUAUGUUUUCAGAAAUUGUGGCAAGUUCUGUUGCCAGCACAACAAUGUGUAAGAUACACAAAACCUGGAAUUUCAAAGCAACGAUGGUAGCUUGUUAAUCUAGUCUACUGUACUUUUGACACAGUUCCUACAGUUUCCCUUUUCUUGUUUAUGAUUUUUUUUUCUUCUUAGCAGUAGUUGCUUUUGAUUGUUCCGUCACCUGAUUCUUUAGGUACCUUCCACAUCUUUUACCCAGUUUGUUGAAUGCAUAUUUUAAGUUAUUGCCAAUGCCACCUGUCACUCAUUGGUGAAUGUCUUCUCGUGCAGACACAGAGAUCGACUGGAAGGCGUAUAUGGAUGAGGUAGAGGGAGUCAUCAACGGUACCUACGACUACACCCAGCUCAAAGGAGGCACAGGCCCUCUGGUGUAA